Harpia harpyja (harpy eagle) is the source of this 6276-nucleotide messenger RNA. RefSeq names its product ankyrin repeat domain 37 (gene ANKRD37). Gene Ontology annotation, molecular function: protein binding. NCBI's taxonomy places the organism in Eukaryota, Metazoa, Chordata, Aves, Accipitriformes, Accipitridae. The record is from RefSeq and is a predicted model, not a curated record. Bases 17 to 709 code for a protein of 230 amino acids. The transcript has 5 exons.
GGGCGGCUUCCCGCCCAUGUGCUCGUGUUUGCGUACGUGCCGCAGCCGGCUCCCGGCAGUGGGCGGGGCUGCGGGCAGGGUCUCCCGGUGGGUCACGGCGCGGGAGGCGCGGGGUAGGGAGAGCUUCGUGCCGGGCCCCGCUGCCUCGGCCAGCCCGGAGCCCGGAGAGCCGGGCGCCCUCAGCCGAAGGGCGGCAAUGUUGAUGCUGGACUGCAGUUCAGAGUCUGGUAGUUUCAGCAAUCUGUUUGAGGCAGGAACCAGUGUGAACGCACCUGCAGAUGCCUUUGGUCAGUCUCCAGCUCACUUGGCUGCUUGUGGUGGUGAAGCUUUUUUCCUACUUUGGCAACUGCAGACAGGAGCGAAUUUGAACCAACAGGAUUGCCUUGGGGAAGCCCCGAUUCAUAAAGCAGCAAAAGUUGGGAGUUUGGAAUGUCUUGCUCUCCUUGUUGCUGGUGAUGCCAAAAUUGACUUGUGCAACAACAGCGGACAAACAGCAGCAGACCUUGCACUGGCUUAUGGGUUUCUGGAAUGUGCCAAGUUCCUCACAACAAUUCAGCACACGCAGACAAUGAAACUGAGAGGACAGUCUGGCUACUUGCUAAGUGACAAACAUGGCUUGCUGAGAGAGGAUCCAGCUGCACAGAACCAAGAAAGUGAAACCAACAGAUCCAUAAGCAGGAAGAGGAGAAGAUCGGACGCUGACAAAUGAAAAAGCUCAUAAUCCCAAAAUGAAAUCAAGGGGAAUCCAAAGUCUGAAGAAGCAUGACUGGACUAUGCAUUGAGCAGCCAGAUGCGUAUGGUGGUACACUGUCGCCUUCUGAGAAGGAGCAAAGCUCGUUAACUUUUACUUCUUACAGAAGCCUGCUCUGCUGUGGGUUUGUGUUGUUUUGUUUUUUUUUUUAAUUCCUAGAAUAGUUGUAUUCAUACAGCUAUAAACAAAUGAGCAUACAACAAUUCACUCACAUUUUAUUCUGUGUAAAUACGAGAACAAAGUUCAUAAAAUUCUGUACAUAUAGCCAUUUUUCUCCCACUCCCCUUCUACAAUGCUGUUAUCAACAGUACCAGCAGCAAACAAUGCCUUUGAACAGAUUCAUAGUGCACAAGACAGCUGGCUAUAUGGAACCUGAAGGUAAAGGACAGUUCAUCUUUUGGGCAAGAAAGAAGUCCAUAAAAUAAAAGGACUGGGCAUAAAAUAAAAAUCCGUAAAGAUUUUAGCAUAACAAAAAAUGCUGUAUAAACAUAAAGUUGUCCUAGCCAAAAGAAGAGCAUAUUCGUUACCUAAUAAAUGUAUUUGUAAGAAAUACAGUUCACAUCAAGACAACUCGUAUUUUUAGAGGUUUCAUUAAGAAAAAAUAUUUCUUAAUUUAAAUUACUCGAAGCAACAUUUCUAUUUCAGCUGGGUUUUGAUUGACUUAAAGCAUUAUUUUGAUAAAUAACAAGACAGUUAUAUCUAGAUCAGCUAGUAUUCUGUCUUAACAUGUUCCAGUGUAACAGUGGAAUUUAAAUAGUUUUUGGUCGUUGAGGUAGGCAUAGGUUAUAAUAGGCAUCCUUGUUCCAGAACUCCGGGCCCUUCCAUCCACACCAGCCCUGUCCAAGAAAAAGCAAGACAGCAUUUAAAUCUACUAAGAAUUCUGUUUUUCCUAUCUACUACUAUUGGGUCUAUUUUAUUUUACUGAUUUUAAUCUAAGCUGUAUGAAUUAUUUUCAAAUAUCUAUAGAAUGCAACAACACACAAUUUUCAGAAAGUUCUCUACAUGCCUGGAAACACAUUAACAGAAAACAUUUUGCAAAGUCUCUCUCUCCUCCUUCCUCCCUCCCCACCCUAGCUCACCUCCAAAACAGUAGCAUCUCCCCCCUCCAUCCCUGCUGCUGCUACAGAGAGACUAGUACUAUUCUGAAACUCUUAUCAUUCUCGCAGUUUCCAUUUCUCUUGUCUUGAAUGCUUGCCCUCUUUAGUAAUAGCUGAUAUUUCAGAGGCAGAGUUCUUAAUAUCAGAAGGUGUGCUGUUGAUCAUGAUUUAGCAGAAAAACAGUCAAAACAAAGCUCUUAAGAUGGCAGAGUACUACGUAAGUAUAUGAGGUGCUUUUGAAGAAAAGAGCUACAAACUUUCAGUCCACCUCAGUUCCUCCCCUACCCUGCCACUUUGGAUGAGGAAAGGGGGUUCUGCAUUCAUUUUAUCCUCCUGGACCAUUCCUGAGCACCUUGUAGCUGUAACAGCCUUUGGUUCUACAUGUUCGUUGGAAAUAACUUACUUUCUGUAUUCAUUUCAAGCUUUAAUCAUUACAGGGCUAGCAAAAUGUUUCUUCAACAGCUCUUCUAGUUGGGCCCAACCCAAGGGUGUCAAAUAAAGAUACAAAAUAAAAGUUGCUAUUUGCAACUUAACAUGAAGAACAGAAAAGAAACUGAUUACUUAAGACAUGUAGGAUGAUUUAGCCACAGUUUACAUUUCUGACAAUAUAUGUUUACUCUUUUGUAACAUGCUGUGUCAUCCCUUUUAGUAGCUUUAAAUAUGGAUAUAACAGUACAUACCCUUUAGUUCUUUAGAGUUUUCCCAGUUUUUCAAAACAGCUCAGUACCUGCCCUUUAAACUUGGUUCAAGGCCUGAUCUGAGAAUGCCUAGUGUUGGAUUUUUAAAAAAUAAAAUUUAAAUUUUAAAUAAAUGGUUAUCUUCUCUGCUUCAGUAACAGCAUUUUACAGGCUGAACAGAUUUUUCUGUUGCAUUCAAAAUACCAAACACAUUUAUUGUAUAUACUACUGGGUAAAAGGGGAGAUGGUUUAAUUCAGAGACAGUAAAGAACAUUUCUUUGUACUGUAACAACUUUAUGUGGUUGCUGACCCAAUAUAUCUUCUCUAAAGACAACAAGUUUCAGAGGCUAACAGUAGAGUAGCUUAUGUGCAGGUUAACUGGGAUCUGCACUGCCUCCGUAAGGAAUGGAGAUGCUAUAGAAUGGCCAAUUUGUAUUUGGCUGUACAUUAUUUGUUUAAUGCCAAAAUAUACAUAUAUACAUACAUAUGUGUAUAUAUACAUGUACAUCAAGCCUCACCUUUUCCAAAAUAACAUGCAGAUCUUCUCCUCCAGUGUAAUGUGGGUCUAGAAUCAAAUAUUUUAUGUGCCCUGUAAUCUCAUUCCAAGCCACUCCUAAUAUUGUGUGAGCCAAAACACCUCCACCUAAAAUAGGAGGAACACAAAUUGCUAAAAAUUUUUCACUGAAAUUUAGGCUUGCACAUUUAGCCAAAUAAAAGUAUAUCAACACUUUCUAUUAACAGAUUAGCUUGGUUAUCAAAAUGAUUCUGAAGCUGUUCUACAUAAGAUUCUUUACAUUAUUAAACAACGUAUCUUUACUACAACUAGGGAAGAUUACUUAUUUUACUUUACUUACUACAACUAGAGAAUUUACUUUCCAAAGUUCUUCCAUGUCAGCAAGGCGGGUUAAAUCCUCAACAAUUCCACCACAUGAAGUCAAGAAUAUUUCAAACAUCUGUUUUGCUCACUCUUUCUUUAAAGAAACUUAACUGUAGAAAAGGGAUCUGGAAAACUUCCUGGUUGUAAAAGGACUAAAAUUAGAACAGAAAUCAGAAUUUCUGGAUAAGGAUUAUCUGCUGUUUUCUACUAAGUUCCAUCAAUGGAUAUUAGGGGCAGAGUAGUAAUUUCUAACUCCCCUUCCUCUAGCCUGCAAACAGGGAAAGGGGUUAUUUUGAUGAGCUGGCUACAUGUCGACUCUUGCAUGUUUCUUUCAGAUAGCAUGAGGAGUUUAUGUCCUUGGGAUACUGUAGUAAUGACUCCACACAACAGAUAGGAAUUGCAAAAACCCCAAAAGAACACAAGCGAAAAAAAAAAAAAAAAUCACCAAAACCCACACCAAAAAGCCAACCUCCGCCCCUCCAACAACAACAACAAUUAAACCAAUCUACAAGAAAGCAUUACAGGGAAUGAUAAGUUACAGACUAAAAGAUUUUUCAAUAUAGGAUUCUAAAUUCUUGAAAUUCAGACAAAAAGGCUGCUGAAAGGCCAAAAAUAUUUCAUACCAAAAUCUGGACUUUUUGAGACAGUAACACUGUCUUUAUGGAGUGCCAAAUACAGAUUGCAAGAACUGCUAAAAUUAAAAUCUUGUUAAAGCUGAAAACCGUAUAUUCAAUAUUCUUCAUUUUCUAAGCCACAGCUGUCUUGGAAAUAGUUCAAUUAAAGUUACAGCGUUGUUACAAAUGGCAUUUCUUAUGUUACCAACAUUUCAUAUUAUUAAAACUGGUCUUAAAAAGAACUGGGAUGAUACCCUUCUCUUCAAAGCCAGAUAAACACUACUCUUCUGUCAUGGGAAAUUUUGGGGAACUGUAUGAACUCAGCUCUCGAGUUCCGACUUUAACAGCAGUUUUGAAGAACACCAUUCAGAUUGACUUUUGUUACCAGGUUUUAUACUGAGCUUGGGAGAAAUACUGAGUGAAAAGAUACCAGCCAGACUAAAUUGCAUCGUUUUCCAGGUUCUGUUGGGAAAAGCAUAAUUUUUAAUUCAUCUAGAGUUUUGAUUAACUCUUGUACAAUAAACUGAAUGAGUUUUUAAUUGAAAUGAAAUUCAGCAUAGGGAGGCCAUGCACUGUCAUUGGAAUUCUUCGAUACUUGAGCACUUACCAAUCAUAACUGGAGUUCCUUCAGUCUUGAAAUGAUUAGCAAGCUCUCUUCCCUGCAAUGCUAGUUCAGAACCCUGGCUAGGUAAGAAAAACAACAAUAGAUUUGAAAUCCUCACUAGGCUUAAUUCUCUAAUUAUCCAUUAUACCCGUUAACUACAUAGGUAACUGAUUAGAAAGUGGCUUAGACUUUUCCUGUGUAAACAUCCUGGGACAAUCUGAAAAAAAGUUUUUUAACACAACUUACAGAUUCUGGUUGGACCAAAGAAUCUGCUGUAAGCCUAGUUGCCACUUGAGCACCUGGAGUCACCCAGCUUCUAUAACACGUCUGCUGCUUGUCUCCCACAGUGAGGACAGCUGGUAAACCCCAGUGGGUCCCUCCAAGCGUCUGAAAAACAGACUGGCUACAUCUGUCAGCAGGGGGAAGUCUGAAGUAACAGAACUUCAUCAGAAACAACAAAAAUAAGGUGUUGAUAAAGGUGUUUAUAAUGACAUCUCUUAAGACAGGUUUCCACUGUAAUUGCACAAGCAAUUGCAGUACUCCUACCAGAGUUGGCUUUAAAAAUCAAAUCUCAAGUAACAUUAGUAAUCUGUUCAAAGCAACACUGAACUAAGCUUUGUUAUAAACUCCCUGCUUUCCUUUUCAACUAUGGGGACCAGCUCCAGACAAAAGAAGUCUACAUGGAAGAAAAAGGCACACUCCUAAUACAUGCACGCACUCCAGGAUUUGGAGCUGAAGACGUAUGUCUGAUGGAGACUUGUAUUCCCCUUAGAAGACUGACAGUACUCCCAAAAGUGGUGACAGAAACUAGGCAAGGAAAUUAAUACAGAUAUUUUUAACAUCUUGUCUUUAUAUGUCUUCAUAUAUAGUGGUUAACCUUUUGAAAACCCAAAGAAAGCUUGUGUGCCUGCUUCUCAAGGUCCUGAAGAAAUGGAUUAAAUGCAGACAGAAUACAAAACUGGAACUCUGGGAAAUGGUGCAUUUACAAUAAUGGAUUCAGUACUAGUGCUGCUGGUGCAGCUGUGAAGUCUUAUUUCCAAAAAGAGUUAGAGGUGCUAGCUGGAAAUAAGCCCAAGACAAAAAUGCUAUCCACUGCCAGUGACCAGCUGAAAGAUAUGCAUGACAUUUCUUCUUCUCAACAUGGUAGUGAUGUUGGCUUUUCAUAAUCUUGAAAAACACUGGUGCUCCCUUGUAGCAGCACUAUGAGCAAUUCUACCGAGUUCACAAAGGCAUCUACUCUAUAUUCUUACGUGCAGGAAUAAAAACCUUCAUACUGGCAGAGCCUGUCACAGCUGCUAUAAAUAAUAGGUGGAUCAUCUGCAAAUAUAAGCUCUGGAACAAAAAAAGAUUAAAAUUGGCUGCAUAAAGCUUUACAAAGAUUGAAGAACUGAACUAUUUUCCUACCGUUAAGGAUCACCAUCACCAUGGUCACCUGCUCUUUUAGAAUAUCUACAGUAGAAUUUACUCUAAAUAAACAUGAGUAGUACUUUGACUAGAAUUUUUAUAAACGCUAAGUUAGUAUAUCUUCUUUAUUUCAUGAUUGUAUUUAUCACAAAACAUUCAGGGAUUUGUUAGUCUGCUUAGUGCUGCCUAAAUGAUAAAAAUCCAGUAAUUUAACUUCUAAUAAAUGCUGAACAUCAUUCUUUUUCUCCCAAA